CCCCCGCGCCCGGGGAACCCGGGAGAGCGCCUUGCGCAGUGCAUCGCUCGGGCCUCUGUCCCGCGCCGCCGCCGCCGCCGCCGCCGCUGCCGCCUCCGCCUGGUUUCUCGGCGCCUGCGGUCUACAGCGGGGCCGCGCGCAGAGGCGGGGCGGCGGAUCUCCAAGCGCGCGGUGCUCCGCCCGCUCGGCGGCGGCGGCGGAGGCGGAGGCGGAGACGGCGGGGCCAGGCGGUGGCUGGAGAGCGAGGGAGCGAGCGCGGCGGCAGCACCGGGGCCAUGGCGCCCGCGCAGCGCCCGCUGCUGCCGCUGCUGUUGCUGCUGCUGCCGCUGCGUGCACGCAAUGAGGACCCGACCCGCGCCAACGCUGACCGCUACGCAGUCUACUGGAACCGCAGCAACCCCAGGUUUCAGGUGAGCACCGUGGGUGAUGGUAGAGGCUACACCGUGGAGGUGAGUAUCAACGACUACCUGGAUAUCUACUGCCCACACUACGGGGCACCGCUGCCCCCAGCGGAGCGCAUGGAACGGUACGUCCUGUACAUGGUGAACGGCGAGGGCCACGCGUCCUGCGACCACCGGCAGCGAGGCUUCAAGCGCUGGGAGUGCAACCGGCCCGCAGCGCCUGGGGGACCCCUCAAGUUCUCAGAGAAGUUCCAACUCUUCACCCCCUUUUCCCUGGGCUUUGAGUUCCGGCCUGGCCAUGAAUACUACUACAUCUCUGCCACACCUCCCAAUCUGGUGGACCGACCUUGCCUGCGGCUGAAAGUUUAUGUGCGUCCAACCAAUGAGAGCCUGUAUGAGGCACCAGAGCCCAUCUUCACCAGUAACAGCUCCUGCAGCGGCCUGGGUGGCUGCCACCUCUUUCUCACCACCGUCCCUGUGCUGUGGUCCCUACUGGGCUCCUAGUGCCGGGCUAGAGGACCCACCUGACCCCUUGACCUUCGCCCUCUGACCUGCCACGGCCACCUCCGAGACAAAGUCCUUGCUGCUUCUCUUUCAUGGUGCUGUCCCGCCGGAGGAGGCCAUCUACCCGUCCCUGGGAUGCAACAUGGGGUCCCACGGCCUGAGGAGGACACCCAGGCCAAGCCACGGCUGCCAGGGCCGCCCAGUGUUGUUUGAUUACGGUCAGAAAGACUUAAGGUUUUUCUUUUAAUUUAAUUUAUUCCCUGACAUUGCUGGUGACGUUGGGAAGGGAACAAGCCACAGGGCUGAGGUGGAGCCAUCUCUGGCCUUCCUGGAGGGCCAGAGAUCCAGGGACCUCCAGGCGCUCCUGUUAUUUGGGUCCCAGAUGGAGCCCACCACAGAUUUGCCUUGGGUUCCUCAGGCCAGGCAAGCCUGAGCCAGAAAGAGUGCAUGGUGCCAGCCCCUCACAGGGACUCUGGGGGUGUCAUCCCCCACUCUUCUAGCCACUGUCGAGCCCCACUCCCUCACCAUCUCAGAAAACCCUUUGGCCCAUGCAAUGCAGUCCAUACUGCCCCCAGGCACAAGCCAGCUGGGAAGUCGUUUUAUUUCUGUAAAUAGAAACCAGCAAGUGUAUACUGUGAUUUAUUUUAAUGUAUUCUUAAGGACAGAAUGGAAAUUCUUUAAAAAAAAUUUUUUCCGACCUUCAAUUCAAGAGGUCUUUUAUUUUGGUGGGGGGAGUGGGAUGGACUUUUUAGGAUAGAAGUAACACUUCGCAAUAAAUUCAAUUUUUUUUUUUUGGUCCGUUGGAGCCCGCCCCCUUGAUCAUGUGACCUAGUAAUGUUUGUAAGAAAAAAAAAGUAAAAAAAAAAAAAAAAAAGUGCAGGACUGGAAAGGAAGGGGAGCUACCUACCAAAAACACAGACGGCAAAGGACCGAGUGAAGCUGGCCGCACCACACAUUUAUACGGAUUUCGGAUUUCUACCCACGUUUCCUCACUCUGUUUUCUAUAUAUUCUAUAUAAAUAUAUAUUGUGGAUGCGAGGGGCGGCUGGGGCUUUUCUAGGGGCGGGGGAUGGGUGGCCCGGCCCCCUCAUCACAAUCAGCUCUGAAGUCUGUAUUUUUUUAUAAUAAAAUGCACAAACUGUAA
Molecule: messenger RNA, 2048 nt
Organism: Grammomys surdaster
Lineage: Eukaryota; Metazoa; Chordata; Mammalia; Rodentia; Muridae
Gene: Efna2
Product: ephrin A2
Exons: 4
Coding region: 276-905 (209 amino acids)
Biological process (GO): ephrin receptor signaling pathway; axon guidance; osteoclast differentiation
Cellular component (GO): plasma membrane
Molecular function (GO): ephrin receptor binding
Source: RefSeq, a predicted model, not a curated record